GGUUUGUUUACCUGUCGAAGAGGUGGUGGUCGUCUGCAGGUCGCCCCGCUUACUCUCGCCCCCAUGGCCAGGCACACCGAUCAAAUAAUACAUCAAUGACAUCAGUCAAGGUGUGCCCCUCCACCCCCUCUCCUUCCUCUGGUGGUUACCCUGACGGGGCCCCCUCAAGCCCCGACUCCCCGUCCCCCACAGAGGUGACUAUGAAGGUGGAGGAGGCGGCAGCUGAGGCGCUUCCUGCAGGAGUGCCUGGCCAUGGAUGAACUUGACCAGGAGGACACCCUGCCCUCAACUCUCAAGAAGGAUUCAGAGGAGAGUGAGGACAAGGACAGUAAUGAUGAAAAUCUGGGACGUGAAGCUAACCGAGGCCAGCGUGCCAAGAGACCUCGCAAGAAAUACCAGAAGAUUCAACGCUUGACUCGAAUCUAUACCUGUGUGGACUGUCCUGAGACUUUCUCCCGCCUCAGUCAGCUGCGUGCCCACUCCAGGGUGCACGCCCAGGACCAAGAUGAGAGGUAUGAGUGUGACCUGUGUGAGGAAGUGUUUGAUCGCCUGAAGCGUCUCAUGUCCCACCGUAAGAAGCACCACCGGGCCAGCCUCUCCUGCAAGAUGUGCUCCAGCAAGUUCACACACUACGCUUCCUAUAGGGUUCACAUGCGGGUGCACAAAGGAGAGAAACCGUAUGUGUGCCAGGAGUGUGGGGCAGCCUUUGUGCAGAGUGGCCACCUCAAUAUCCACAAGCGCACCCACACAGGGGAGAAACCUUAUACAUGUGACAUCUGCAAUAGUCACUUCAAGCAGAUCUCACACCUCAAGACUCAUGUGCGAACCCACACACGGGUGAAGCCCUACCAGUGUGACCAGUGUGAGGCAUCUUUCACCCAAAACAGCAGCCUGAAGAGGCACCGACGCUCCCACACAGGAGAGAAGCCAUACAAGUGUGCCUUCUGUGACAUGACCUUUGUGGUGAAGAGCAACAUGCAGCGCCACCUGUACACCCACACGGGGGAGAAGCCCUACCAGUGUGACCUGUGUCCGGCCUCCUUUGGCCAGGCCAUUGACCUCAAACGACACAAGAUCAGCCACACAGGUAUCAAACCCUUCCGUUGUGACCGCUGUGAUGCAGCCUUCAGCCGCAAAAAUAACCUCAAGUGGCAUCAAAUGACACACUCAGGUCAUACACCCUUCAGAUGUGAUGUAUGCCAGGUGGGCUUUUCCUCUCCCGGUGACCUUAAGGUACACAAGCGGGCCCAUGCCCCUCCCAAACCCUUCCGCUGUGACUCAUGCCCAGCCUCCUUCCAGCAGGUGGGGUCACUGGCACGCCACAAAAUGAUCCACACAGGGGAGCGGCCCCUACGCCGGCGACCGGAGCACCGCCCAGGCUCCUUCAAAGAGACAGGGGUGAAGCCGUACUCCUGUGAGGUGUGUGGUGCUGCAUUUUGUGAGAAGAGAAACUUAAAGCGACACAUCAUCUCUCUCCAUGAGGAUGUGCGGCUGGCAGGAAGCAGUCGGUCAAAGGAUAUUGGGGAAGGGGAAGUGGAGGGGCUGGUCAAGUUGCAGCAGGCACCUCUUCCAGCUAAGAGAAGGGAACCAGAGCAGGUGAGCUACACACUGGCCCCUCAGACACCACUGGUUCUGGCACAGCCCCAAGAGGUGGUACAGCAGGUAGUGCAGCAAGAGGAGCCUCCCCAAGAAGUUCCCCAGCAGUCUCUUACAUUACAACAAGUAGUGCUGCAACAGUCCCUCACCAGUGAGGAAGUCCUGGCUGGGACCUCCCCAGCUCCCCAGACUAUAACCACACAAAUGCCCCAGCUAGUCUUGGCCCAAGGUCCUGGCCAGCCUCCUCGCCCUGCUCGGCCAGCCACCACAUGUCAGAACCAUCAUGCCCAUGUCCUCACUUUUAUGGAGGGCAGCUGCAACCAGUGGCAGACAUGGUGCUUCUGUGACCCUCCCACCCCAGGUGAUACUACUCCAGCUCCUGCCCCAACCCUAAGUACCAUCCCUGCAGCAGCUGGAACCAUAAUAGCUACAGCACCAGUUCCUGCACCUUCCCCGCCAGCACCAACUGUGGCAUUGACCACUGCACCCUGUGCCACUCUGGAGCAUCUGGAGGGCCAGAUAAUUCCUGCACAAAUUCAGGUACAAAUCCCCGUCAGUGGUGGACAGGAAGUGGUGCGGGGUUGGCUGGGUGGCUGGGCCAAGUGUUAACCACAGCCCUCUUAGAGUCUACAUUGUAUUUAUUUUGUUAGUUGAUAUCUUUCAAGUUUUAUCCUUUCUUUCCAGAGUUUAAACAUUAAUUAGCAUUGCAAGUGUUAUGGCGAGUGUUGUGCGAGACCAGCGUAGAUUAUUUGCAGCAGUGUUGUUGUCCUGUGUUGUUUAGUGAUACAUAAAGCUUUAAGGCUGUGGUGUGGCAACUGAGGAGAGUAGUCAUCAGGAAAUGAUGCUGGAGUGCCAAGAGUAUCUUAAGAAACUAAAUGUUAAUAGAUUUGUUGAGUCAACUUGUUGCUUUUAUAGUCUGAAUUUUAUAUCCUAAAUUUUAUAAGUUUGUCAUUUAAGUAUUGUAGCAUAAAGUAAUUUAUGAGCAGUGUACUAUAAAGUGAAUUCUUAAGUUUACAUUCCUAGCCAGCAAAUUUUAUUUUCACAUUCCUGUAGAGCAGUGGCUGAUUGAGGUACUUGGCACCACUAACACCUCUCUUGUGGUGUGGUACUCAACAGGGUUUCAUGAUAGAUAAUAUGGAGUGAAGCAUUGGGAAAAUAUUUUCAUUGUAUUUAGUAUUGAAUUGGAGAAGGAAUCAUUCAAAUGAUUUCAUUGUUAUAUUUAGCAUGUAUUCUUGUACAUUAUAUAGGAUUCCCAAUGUUUUGAAGGUAGAUAUGCAAUCAGGGGAAUGUCAGUGUUAUUUCAACAUGUCAGCAGAAUGGGGUGCUGAGCUGAUCCACUGCAACAAAGAGAGGCAAUGCUAGACAUAAGAAAAGUGUACAUUUUGUGUCAACAUUGUAGUACUGUAGUACCUGAAUGUUUAGUCAACACACUGUUUAGUUUAAUUUUAGUCAUUCAUAUGUUAUCUGACUCUCAGCUUUGAGACUGAUCCAUGCAAUUAUAAUUAAGACAGAGUCAACACACACACACACACACACACACACACACACACACACACACACACACACACACACACACACACACACUACAUAGUGUAGUGGUCAGCAAGCUCGGCUCACAAUUGAGAAGAUCCGGGUUUGAAACCCAAAAAGUGGCAAGGCAAAUGGGCAAAUCUCUUAAUGUGUAGCUCCUGUUCAUUUAACAGUAAGUAGCUACAAGAUGUUACCAGAGAGGUGGUGACCUCAUUGUCCCAGUGUGUGGCAUGUGCAUGGUAACAGUCCUACCCAAAGAUUGGUCGCUAUGAACUCUGAGCUCUUUCCAUUGGGAAUGGCUGACAGGGUGACCCAGCAGAUGACCAUAGGUAAAAGAUACAAAUACACACUCAGUGUGUUUUAUUUUUCUGUGUGUGCCACAUAAUGUAAUAAUACUGUUCUUGUUUUCUGAAAUAUCUAACUUUUUAAUACUGAAGGUUAUUUUAGCCCCAUCUUGGUUUUCUAGAUGCAUUUUAUUUUCAGCAUGAAGUCAGAAGAAAAUAAUCAGAGGCUAUUGCAUUCACACCUUAGCAUUACUUUUAUGGCUAUUAACCUACAAUUAUGUCAACAGUGAUAGCUUUUGCUCCUGAUGCCAUUUCAGGUAGCAUUAGGAUGCAUUCAUACCAAAUAAGUAUAGCUCAGUUGAGUUCAUCAUUCCAUCACACCUUAUUGGGUGUGAAACUUAAGAAACACCAAACUAUAGGGCAAUUUCAUUUAUUUGGUUUGAAUGCAACCUGGAGAAGUAUAAAGUUUAAAGAAUAUUAAUUUUAUGAAUGAUGUUUCUAUUUAGUCUUCCAAGUCCAUGAAUGAUGAAAAGUACAAAGUGAAAUGGAAUGAUUGAUGAUGAGUAACUUGAGAAAAAAUCAAGCAGAGGAUAAACCAAGUCCUAGAAUAAAGUAAAUUAUACCAAAAAUAUACAAAUGAAGGUAUGAAGCAAAAAUAUAUUUACAGUUUACUGAAAACUGAUUAAUCUUUCAUACUGAUAAUGUGAGAACUGCAAUUGAAAAGAUCAUGUAAUACAUUAGUAGAUUAUCAGAUGAUUCCAACAGCAGUGUAUAAAUACUGAGAGAGCUUUAUAAUGUGGGUGUAAAUGUAAAUGAGCACCAACUUGAGUGUGACAGGUUUGCUUUCAUGUUCUACUUAUCAUGGUAUGAUCCAUCCACUAUAGAUUCUGGAAUGUCAAAAUACAUAUGAAUGCUGAUUAUUGAAAAGAAAAAUAUGUGUAUUGUAGAUGAAAAAAAUAAUAUACAAAUGGAUGGAGUGCCCAUUUUUCUAGAUGUUGAUUGUUGGAGGCCUUGGAGCAGAGGCUGAGCAAAUCAUAGAUCCAAAAUGCAUUGUACAUUAAUGAUGCUUAUUAAAUUAUAAGACGUAGCACUACAUUUUAUGUUGAUAUAGUGCAUAAUUGAUUGUACCACAUGUUGAGCCAUUAUCCAUAUUCAGAAACCUGUGUUGCACUUUUCAAAAGAUUCUAGUUAAAGCUACUCUGGUUUUUAAUAGUUUUUAUGGUUCUGGUGACAGAUAAUACAGAUAAUAAGAUUUCUACUUUAUUAGAAUGAAAAGCACUCAAGAACUCAGCUAAGAAUCUCUAUAGCAUUGGAAAAGUUGUGGUAAGAGAAUUGAGUAUUUCAAGAUAUAGACCUAUGUACCCCUGUGGCGUGCUUGAGUGUUGUCAGCUUAAGACUUAGUGUUUGGUGAGUGGAAAGAACACAUCACUGUGGUAUAGGACAGGGACGAAAUACAAAUACAACUCACCCCACAAUGCAUUGCUCAUCAUUGCACUUCAUAGGAAUAAUGAAGCAUGAUACUUUGGCUGAGUAUUGUGAUGACAGGUGUAAAAACUUGCUACUGCAUAAGCUGCUUGUGGCUGUGUAUUGGAGCUGUUGGGUUCAGAUCCACAGAAAUGAUGAAUCCAGUACUUCUGGAAAACAUUCAGGGAUACAACUUCACAUCUCCACCUUAUCUGAGUAGUGGAUAAUGACUGAGGUUAGAUAACAAGUGAAGGACUAAGCUUUGUUGUUCUUUAAUGGCCAAAUCUGACAGGUCAGUUUUGGUUUUAAUAUAUUAUGCAUGUGUUUAUAUACUUUUCAGAUGUGUACAAAUGAAAGAUGUGUGUAUGUGUGUGUAGUCUAAGAUUGUUUAAAGAUCUUAUUACAAGCCAUUCAUUAUCCAAGUAUUUGGAAUUAUAUUAUUUAUUAGUUUUUUUUCUAUUGUUAUUCUAUUUCUUUUAUACCUUUUCAAACAUAUAUGAGUAUACUUAUGAAAAUCACUGUCUUUUCUUUCAUUGUCAAUCACUCACCAGGUAGUGUCCCUGGGGCAGACACCCAGUGCAGCAUUCCUCCCACCCAUUCACCAGGCUGGAGAAGAGUUUAUGUGCUACACAGGAAUAACACAAUUUUAAUCCAUCCAUCCAUAAGGUUAACACUACAGCUGAAUAUUUACACAAAAGCAUCUCAUUCAUUAACCUUUCAUAGAUCACAGCAGUGACUGACUUAUGUUCCAGAUUCAUCCUUACUGAUCAUACUAUUUAAAUUUUACUCACCAUUGUCUGUCAGUGAUGGACAUCAUUCAUGUAUUGAAAUGAUGUGCUAGCUGCUGCUGCUGCUGCCACACUUUUUAUCAUGAUCAAACUCCAGUAUUCCUUAUGCCUCAGGUGAGCAGGUCCUGACCCUUAUAUCAGCUGUUAAACUACUAUGACAGCUGGUGGCUGCUAUAAGGCCAAACACUACAGUUUUCUCCUAAGAGUGAAUGUUAUUGCCAAUUCGAAACCUAUCUUGCACAGGCAAGAUUGAAAAUCAUCCGGCCAAAUGCUGUCUUGCUUUUUGUUUUAUACACUCAAAAUUCAUAAAUGUAUAGCAGCUAUAACUGUAUUGUGUGAAUUAUGUCUCCUAGUACAUACAUUAUGGCCAUAAUCCAGAUUUAACUGCAAGGGGGGAAAAGGUCUUGAAUACUGUACAACCAGUGAGUAAAAUACUGGUAACUACAAAGUUACCAAGUGACUGGUGACCAUUUUGUACGUAAGAAAUUCAUUGAACCUACCUCUAAGACAAUAUUGUGUACUUUAAUCUCCCCUCAGUAUUUCUGAAUUAUAAAAUUGCAGAGUUGUAGCAGUAGUAAUGAAUCAUAAGUCCACCAACCUAACCAAUGGGAGGCUAUAAAUUUUGUAUCUCUUUAAUAUACAUAAAUAUAUAUACAGACCAGGUAUGGAAUAAUUCUUCCUCCUGCUACUGUGCACCCAAGCCCUUGUUAGAAUGAAAUUAGACAUGUCUGUUGUGGUCCCUAGUCACAAUGCUUUGUAAAUGCCCAGUGAUAGAAAUAACAAGUAUUUUAUGUAUAUCAAAACUGUUCACUAUAUGGUUGUAUUUUCAUCAGUAUAACCAAGGAACUGUUGGGUAAAUGCCUAUGCACUGUGAUAUUUUCAGCAUAUACAGUAAUGAUGCUUCCUGCUUAAUAAUUGAAAGAUGUGUUGCGUAGGAAUGCUUAGUUUGUUUUUUAUGAAGAAAACCUUGAGAUAAGCCUCAAGGGUCAUGCUGAGUGUGAGUUGUAGUGCUGAUGUCCCUGACCAAAGAUGAAACAUUAAUCAUGCGUGUAGUUACUGUGACUUUGUUUAGCACCUUGCCUUGGCAAUGUGCUUCCUUUAGGUCAAGCCGUAAAGGUAAGUACAUAAUGACUGUCCUCCAAGUGGGCAACCACUCUUGGUGGCUGAGAAAAAAAAUAAAGUGUGAUCCAACACACACUAUUCUGUAA
Portunus trituberculatus (swimming crab) is the source of this 6870-nucleotide messenger RNA. Its product is annotated as zinc finger protein 2-like. Gene Ontology annotation, biological process: regulation of transcription by RNA polymerase II. Gene Ontology annotation, molecular function: RNA polymerase II cis-regulatory region sequence-specific DNA binding; DNA-binding transcription factor activity. The transcript has 3 exons. The record is from RefSeq and is a predicted model, not a curated record. NCBI's taxonomy places the organism in Eukaryota, Metazoa, Arthropoda, Malacostraca, Decapoda, Portunidae. The coding region runs from base 253 to 2205 and encodes 650 amino acids.